This is a messenger RNA of Pundamilia nyererei, 2100 nucleotides long. It is a transcript of the gene phf1, whose product is annotated as PHD finger protein 1. NCBI's taxonomy places the organism in Eukaryota, Metazoa, Chordata, Actinopteri, Cichliformes, Cichlidae. Gene Ontology annotation, biological process: negative regulation of gene expression, epigenetic. The coding region runs from base 574 to 2100 and encodes 508 amino acids. Gene Ontology annotation, cellular component: nucleus. The transcript has 16 exons. Gene Ontology annotation, molecular function: DNA binding; chromatin binding. The record is from RefSeq and is a predicted model, not a curated record.
CAAUCCCACCUUGUCACAGCGAUUUAGGGUCAAUCUCUCACACAGGAAGGUGCUCUCGCGGAGGACCCCCCCGCCACCUCUGGAUCCCCCUCUAUCAGUAUCUCCCUCCCACUCUAUCUUGGUGUUUUAUGUCUGCGUCACAACAAGUCGGUAGAGAGCGAGAGGCAGGGAUGAUGGCGUCUCUGGCGGCUUGAUUCCGGUGCUGCUCUGACAAACCCGCCUUAAUAGCAUCAGUAGGUGGUGACGGAGAGGGGGGGUUGAGAGCAAAAGCGACGGGAACAUGACGAAACGGCACCGCGGAGGACGGACAAACUAGACUGAGAGACGGACGGACAGUCAGUCCCCCCUCCUCCUCCUCCUCUCCCUCCUCGCUGACGGCUUGACUGACACACACAGGCGCUUGGCACAGACAGGGACAUACAUGCACAUCAUCCACUUUUUGCAAACACGCAGGCUGCGCAUCCGAGCUGGCAGUAAUUGGGCAGCGGAGACCCACAGCAGAUGAGGGCAUUUCAUGUCCAGCCUGUCCAGGAAUCACUGUGACCCCGACGGAAAGGAGUUCGACUUGACAGGAUGGGGGGAGUAAGUGAAGGAGAUGAUGUGUUGGCUCGAUGGAGUGAUGGACUACUGUACCUCGGCAAUGUGAAAAGAGUAGAUGGAGUGAAGCAGUGUUGUCUGGUGAGAUUUGAGGACAACUCUGAGUUCUGGGUACUGAGAAAGGACAUUCACUCGUUUGCUGCUGGAGUGGAAGAAGUUUGCUGUAUUUGUGACGCUCCGCCUCUUAAAGAACCCCUCAUAAAUUGUCUUAAAUGUCGCCACGGUUAUCAUCCAGAGUGUCACACGCCAACCAUCGAACCGGAAGCUGACAGCGAUUCGUGGAUAUGUCGGCAAUGUGUCUUUGCAGUCGCAACCAAGAGAGGGGGGGCCCUCAAACGGGGGCGCUUUGCCCGGCUCAUGCAGUUUAUGAAACUUCGGCUACCCUAUCAGCUGUCAUCCCUGGACUGGGACCCACAGCACCUGACCAAUCAGCAGCAGUGUUACUGCUACUGUGCCGGACCUGGAGAGUGGAACCUGAAGAUGUUACAGUGUGGCAGCUGUGGUCAGUGGUUCCACGAGGCCUGCACGCAGUGUCUAACCAAGCCUUUGCUGUAUGGGGACAGGUUUUAUCAGUUCCAGUGCUCUGUAUGUACAAAGGGACCAGAGACAAUCCAAAGACUCCCCAUGACUUGGGUGGAUUUGGCUCAUUUAGUACUCUACCAUCUCUCGCUGUGCUGCAAGAGGAAAUACUUUGAUUUUGACCAUGAAAUCCUGUCCUUCACCAAUGAGAAUUGGGACUCGUUGCUGCUAGGCGCGCUCUCUGACACGCCAAGGCAAGACCGCUGUCACAAUCUCCUCAACGCUCUGAACUCCCACAAGGACAGGUUUGUCUCUGGAAAGGAGAUCAAGAAGAAAAAGUGUCUUUUUGGGCUUCAGGUUCGAGCCCCUCCACCGCUGACGUCCGAUUCGUCGCCGCUCAUCACCGACCCACCUAUCAACAUCACGCACCGGAGAAGCCCAUUGUCGCUACCCUGCCAGAGGAGAGUGGGGGGGCCAGAGUCACGUAAAUCAAAGCGUCGCAUCAUGGAGACACAGGCAUGUCCACCCCCAGUAGCUGCCAACCCUAUUGAGCUACUGCCAUGUUGCCAUGGCUACAUGGGUGGGGCCAGCCUGUAUAACUCCAGGAAGUCAGAGGAGGAGCUUAACCUGAGCUCUCCUCCAAAACGGAUGUAUGCCCUAUACCACACCACCUACAAUGGGAACUCAACACUCUCCAGGAGUCUCCAUCACUACAACAGCAUGGAGGACAACUGCAGGUUACCACCAACAUACUUCCCAUACCCCCUCAAUUCCAACAGCAACCAUCACCACAACCACCUCCACCAGCACCAUCACAACCACCAGCACAACCACCAACAUCAACACCAGCUGGGGCAGAAGCAGCUGGAGCCCCUCAUUCUACGUGACUUACCUCCUUAUCAGGCUGGCAUGGGUGCAGGAGGUGGUGUAGGCGGAGGCGGAGGAGGAGGAGGAAAAACCCCCAACUUGGAGUACUCAAAGUGA